Molecule: messenger RNA, 651 nt
Organism: Blastocystis hominis
Lineage: Eukaryota; Bigyra; Opalinata; Blastocystidae
Product: Ribosomal protein L19
Exons: 5
Coding region: 1-651 (216 amino acids)
Biological process (GO): translation
Cellular component (GO): mitochondrial large ribosomal subunit; ribosome
Molecular function (GO): structural constituent of ribosome
Source: RefSeq, a predicted model, not a curated record
AUGCUGGGGGUGUAUUCGAAUCAAUUAAUACGGGGUAUUUCGAGAACCAUUCCUCGAGCAUUUGCAGCGUGUUUUGCAAGUGCACCCGGAGCUCCCGAAACUAUUUCGGAGAAAUGGCCUCCAUAUAACGUUUGCUCUCUCCCUUUCAAUAUCAAACCAAAUCCAAAUCACAUUAAACUGAAAGAGCCGCACAAGAGGGCAAAUUCGCUGAUUCGGCAGCUGUCGAUUGAGGCUGCGGAGAGCGCGCGAAAGAAUAUGGAUUUUGAUAGUUUUAAACCGGGUGAUGCGAUUGAGGUGACUAUGAAGAAGCGAAAUGGAAGCAAAACGGAAGAGGUAUUUAGAGGAAUCUGCGUGGCAAAGCACAACGAUUACUACAACUCUACAUUCACGAUUCGUUGCAAUAUCGCAGGAGAGGCUGUUACGAUUUUGUACUCGACGUACCAGCCCGACAUCAAGUCCGUGAAGCUAAUCCAGGAGUCGUAUUUGAACAAGGCGAAGAAGCGAACGCACAAGGCGAAGCUGUAUUAUCUGAAGGACAAACCGAUUCUUGACAUUCGAAUUGCCAGUAAUUACGUGCCGGAAAGAAAGUAUAUCGAUAAGAAGAAGAACAACGAGUGGCUGAUUAGCAGAGGAAAGAAGCCGGAAGAUUAA